GUACUAUACAGCACCACGUGACCAAAUUCAGCCACAAUUUCUAUAUUUGAUUGUGUUCUGACUCCGCCUCAGGAUUGCCGAAAUCGCUGCUCGCUGUUAUCCACGACAACCGCAAGACUAAUUCACGACGCAACAUGGCGGAUUCAUCGGUUACUGACCCCUCGGUCGCUGCUGAGCUCAAGAAGAAGAGAACCUUCCGCACGUUCUCCUACCGCGGAGUUGACCUCGACAAGCUCCUUGAUAUGAACAAUGAGGAGUUCGUUGAACUCGUUCACGCACGUGCUCGCCGACGGUUCGGUCGUGGCCUCAAGCGCCGCCCCAUGGGAUUGAUCAAGAAAUUGCGCAAAGCUAAAAAGGAAGCUCCCCCGAAUGAAAAGCCCGCAGUCGUCAAGACCCACCUCCGUAACAUGAUUAUCGUUCCUGAGAUGAUUGGCAGCGUCGUUGGUAUCUACAACGGCAAGGUAUUCAACUCCGUCGAGAUCAAGCCUGAGAUGACAGGCCACUACCUCGCUGAGUUCUCGUGCUCGUACCGACCAGUCAAGCACGGUCGCCCUGGUAUCGGUGCCACGCACUCGUCUCGUUUCAUUCCUCUGAAGUAAGGCACUGGGUUCUUAUAUCUUUUGCAUGUCCCUCUAUUAGCUUUACUACUUCAAAAUAUAUGCGUAUGCCUAUAUGCCAUACGAAACACAUGCCGGUCUCACUUGUAACGGUCGGAAGCAACGACAACAUGCAUGCAAGAGUCCAGCAUCAUUGGUCUCUGAGGCCCAUUAAUGAUGAAAGGUACAAGAUA
Molecule: messenger RNA, 790 nt
Organism: Suillus subalutaceus
Lineage: Eukaryota; Fungi; Basidiomycota; Agaricomycetes; Boletales; Suillaceae
Product: 40S ribosomal protein S15
Exons: 7
Coding region: 135-599 (154 amino acids)
Biological process (GO): translation; ribosomal small subunit assembly
Cellular component (GO): ribosome; cytosolic small ribosomal subunit
Molecular function (GO): structural constituent of ribosome
Source: RefSeq, a predicted model, not a curated record